CCUUCCUCCACUCCCCUAGUCACCUUCGCGUCAGCAAAACUGCCCCUCAGGGCGAGAGGUCUCGCUCUCUCUCGCAAAGGGUUAAUUUUCCGAUCGCACGAGGGGGAGGAGAUUUCCCUGUAGACAAGUAAAAAGGGUGAUGGACAAACGUGCGGGCACUAAGACCGCAAGGCAUUCAUUUCCUCCGACGGUGGAUGCGGACGCCGGGAGGAGGAGAGCCCCGGAGCGAGGAGCUGGGCGCCGUGGCACAGAGAACACGUAGCGACUCCGAAGAUCAGCCCCAAUGAACAUGUCAGUGUUGACUUUACAAGAAUAUGAAUUCGAAAAGCAGUUCAACGAGAAUGAAGCCAUCCAGUGGAUGCAAGAAAACUGGAAGAAAUCUUUCCUGUUUUCUGCUCUGUAUGCUGCCUUUAUCUUUGGUGGUCGGCACCUGAUGAACAAACGGGCGAAGUUUGAACUGAGGAAGCCAUUAGUGCUCUGGUCUCUGACCCUUGCAGUUUUCAGUAUAUUCGGUGCUCUUCGAACUGGUGCUUAUAUGGUGUACAUUUUGAUGACCAAAGGCCUGAAGCAGUCAGUUUGUGACCAGAGUUUUUACAAUGGACCUGUCAGCAAAUUCUGGGCUUAUGCAUUUGUGCUAAGCAAAGCACCCGAACUAGGAGAUACCAUAUUCAUUGUUCUGAGGAAGCAGAAGCUGAUCUUCCUGCACUGGUACCACCACAUCACUGUGCUCCUGUACUCCUGGUACUCCUACAAGGACAUGGUGGCCGGGGGUGGUUGGUUCAUGACCAUGAACUAUGGCGUGCACGCCGUCAUGUACUCUUACUAUGCCUUGCGAGCAGCCGGUUUCCGAGUUUCCCGGAAGUUUGCCAUGUUCAUCACCUUGUCCCAGAUCACUCAGAUGCUGAUGGGCUGUGUCAUUAACUACCUGGUCUUCUACUGGAUGCAGCAUGACCAGUGUCACUCUCACUUUCAGAACAUCUUCUGGUCCUCACUCAUGUACCUCAGCUACCUUGUGCUCUUCUGCCACUUCUUCUUUGAGGCCUACAUCGGCAAGAUGAGGAAAACAACGAAGGCCGAAUAGUGGUGGGACUGAGGAGGAAGCCAUAGCUCAGGGUCAUCAAGAAAAACAAUAGACAAAAGAAAAUGGCACAAGGAAUCACAUAUGGUGCAGCUAAAACAAAACAAAACACAUGAGCAAACACAAAACCCAAGGCAGCUUAGGGAUAAUAAGGUUGACUCAACCCAGUAAGUUUAUGAUCCUUUUUGGGUGAGGACUCACUGAGUGCACCUCCAUCUCAAAGGACUGCUGCUGGAAAACUCCCUUCCCUCCUUAACUGUCAGCUCUAGGACAAAUGAAACAAAAGUGAGCCAGAGGCACAGAAAGAGAGAGAAAUAGAAGGUCAACAAAGGCUAUUAACACUAUAUGAAAAAAAAAAAAGUAUUUACUAAGUGUUAUAUUUCUCUAAGAAUGAAAGAAGUUUACUUAAGAAACUGUGCGAGCACAUACACACACAAUCCUUUCUAAUCUUUUUUGACACUAAACCGGAGCCAAUAGAAUAGAUAAAAAUGGAAGAGACACAGGGUGUAUAUCUAGAACAAUAAUGCUUUUGCAAAAAUUAAAGUCUUUUUAAGAAAGGCUAGUAGCUGUAGCCCCCGUGAGAAAAGAUGUGUUAAUCACCUCUCGUGAAAAUGGAUGUAAACAGUUGUGUUUCAACUAA
This is a messenger RNA of Ailuropoda melanoleuca (giant panda), 1718 nucleotides long. RefSeq names its product ELOVL fatty acid elongase 6 (gene ELOVL6). The record is from RefSeq and is a predicted model, not a curated record. Gene Ontology annotation, cellular component: endoplasmic reticulum membrane; endoplasmic reticulum. The transcript is spliced from 5 exons. Bases 284 to 1081 code for a protein of 265 amino acids. Gene Ontology annotation, biological process: sphingolipid biosynthetic process; fatty acid elongation, saturated fatty acid; fatty acid elongation, monounsaturated fatty acid. Gene Ontology annotation, molecular function: fatty acid elongase activity. Lineage: Eukaryota; Metazoa; Chordata; Mammalia; Carnivora; Ursidae.